Molecule: messenger RNA, 4398 nt
Organism: Annulohypoxylon maeteangense
Lineage: Eukaryota; Fungi; Ascomycota; Sordariomycetes; Xylariales; Hypoxylaceae
Exons: 1
Coding region: 494-3943 (1149 amino acids)
Source: RefSeq, a predicted model, not a curated record
CAUCAAAGAGAGUCAAAAAAAGACUCGACCUUCUAGGCUUCGAAAGCUUAAAAAAAGUAAACCAAGCUCAACUUUUUUUCUAUCUUCUCUUCGUAACUAAUAAUGACAUAAAAUUUCAGAACGCGCAUAUUUUCACCUUUCGUAACCCCUCAACUUGAUUCAAUCAGUUUGGUAUUACGUUCAUUUACCAAUCUCUUACGUCGUCGCAAUCGUCGUUACAUGUAUAUAUACAAACGUUACGUUGCCUCACCUCUCAAGAUCGUGUCGAUCCUUGACAUCUCGACGAUCCAUUUUUCUUCUACGUAUCCACGUAUGCGACAAGACAGCACUGCAGACAAACAAUUUGUUUUUUCAACGCCUAGACGUCUGUCGCGUAGUACAUUCAUCCUUGUUGACACAUUACAGCUGUCUUCAGGAAAUCUAACGGUAUCUUAUCCGAGUCAUGUUCGGGGUUGUCCUGCCAGAUCUAAAUUAUUAGAUCCAACCCGUCGGAAUGCUUUCACACCUUCGCUUCCACAGACGGGGUCCGUCCAAUCCCUCGUCUCCCAUACCCGAAAACAGCCCUUGGGAUAGUGCAGCCCUUCAGCCAGCCCAGCUCGUCCCCGAAGAUGGUGUCCCGACUCCCGAGAUUCGGUUACGAUCCGACGCCUCUAUUCCCUUCGCUCAUACCCAUGGACAGCCGCCUUUGCAAUCAUCUCAACCCACCUCGCCUCUAUCACAGCAGCAGCAGCAGCAACCUUUGCAACGUACCCAACCACCAGUCCUGCCUCCAAUCGCUAGAAUUUCCUCGGCUGAAUCCGAUCUAUCCAUAGACCUCGUUAAUUCCGACCCGAAACAACACGAAGAAUUCAAGCAAGAAUUAAAACCUCUACCACGAUCGCCUUACAAUGAAGAUACCGGCUUUAUUGGCGGGCUAGCCUUACAGAAUUACCGCCGAGAACAAGAGGCACUAAAGCCGGUCUCCUCGGAAAGAAAUACAAUAAAUGCGUCCGAUUCCGUCUCGUUUGGGACACAUUCUAGCGUAGCCAACUUUUCAAAUCGUCCGCCACCACCUACUAGACAUGCGAAGGCUGCCUCCUCCUUCAUCUCGCCUUCCUCGCUUCAGAAUGCUACCACGACGAGUAAACGAUCGACGAGUGCGAAAAUGGCGCCGGAACCACAGGUUUCGCAGAACCAGGCCAUGGCUGUUGAUGCGCCUAGGGGAAAGAAGAGUCUUCCCUUCCUCAAGAAUCCUAUGUCGACAUUGUUAUUGCGGAGGAAAACUAGUCAGAAUGUACCCGAUCUAACAUUACCAUUGCGUGGUCACGAUGAAGAACCUUCGUACGAUCCUCGUAUUAGAGGAACCCGAGUUCACGAUUUUAGUGCUCCACGGCCGAGAAAAGUCGUGACGAUUAAUGAGUCGACCAACUUGGGAGCCGAGAAGUCUCGUCCAGACACUAUAUCACCUACCAUGGAAUAUAACUCCCCUACAGAGGCGCCUCCAGUCCCCCCGAAGGACGACAGUUCCCAGUCUGCUCGGUCGUCUUCCACUUAUUCUCGGACGCUAUCAGUUGAUACUGCGUCUUUGCAGAAAUCCCAAGGCUCCAGGAAUAGCCUUCCUAGCGCCGGAUCUAGAAUUGGCCAAAAUAGCCAGAGGAGGAAGAGCUCCAUCCCACCUUCACUCAUGUCCUUAUCCCGUAAUGUGUCAGAGGCAUCCGCUCGAGAUGUUCUCUCGUCAUUGCCUAGACAUAUGAAAAGCACGUCUUCGCGGUUUAGUUUCGAUAUGAUCGGUGCAGCGAAGCAAGAAAAAUUGCUUGAAGAGCGACACCGACAGCGACAGCAGGAUAGAAAGGCAGACGAGACCCACGAUCAGCGAGAUUCUCGUUUUGAUGACUUUGAUGAAGAUGCAUUUGAUUAUGAUGCGAUGGAUUAUGACGAUGGUCUGGAAGAACGUAUACCAGGUGUAAAUGCCGAUUAUGAGGAGGAAGAAUUUUACGGUGCUGAUGAUCCAGAUAAUGACCAGGAAAACUUUUCAGGCUUUGUUUUCCAGAGAUCUAAUCCCAUAUCAGAGUUAACGAGCCCUCGUAGUGCCGGGGUAUUACCUACACCCAGGGAUGAAAGCGGCAACGUCAUUGGUUAUGCGAUGACUGAAGAGGAAGACUUGUCGGAUAUCCCACAACCUUUGAAUAUUCCCGCCAACGACCGAAGCGAGGCUCCUACGACGCAGCCAUCAGAGGGCGAUACUCCAACCGGCCUAGGUAUCCAAGGACUCGGAGCUGUUAAUGAGAUGCCUAGGCGAAUGUCCUUUGAGCAGCAACGACAAGAGGAUACAACGCGAAAGCCUCUUUCCAAAGAUGAUGAACUCUAUUUCAACGACGGUCUUAUCCACGAUUUCGACGGAGAGGGCGAUGGCUCAGCUUUUGAUGAGUCUAUAUUUGACCUAGACGAUACAGACCAGUAUGGUCGACCCAUUCCUGGGCUAUUUGCCAAUGCGCUAUCGCAAAGACAAGCUGGCCAAGAGGCAAAGAAACGAGAAUCCGAUAUGACGUCUAGGUUGUCGGCACAAUCUGAACUCUCGCAGUCUACUGCUCACACUUCGCUCAGUGCUGAUCUACAACAUAAACCAAUGGGAUUAGACGUCAAUGAAGAAAGGAUCCCGCGCAUAGAAGAGCGGCAGUCAUCGAUUUCGGACUUGCCGGCUGCGGAACAAGAUCAGAUAGCCGCGUACCAAGCAGCUCUAGCAGCCGCUGCUCAUCAAGCCGCUGCUUCUGGGAAAUUUCGAAGGAAUUCCUCUCCUCCACCAACUGCGACGUUAACCAUAACGUCCCCAACAACAUCCGGAUCUUCCCAAUGUCAUCCGGACGAUGUUGAUGAUUACGAGUAUGACAACGAGUUAUCGUCAGGAUUGGAUGACUAUGAACUUGAUGACGACGAUAUUAUCGCAGAAGCUAAUGCCAGUGCUCUUGCUAAUGAUUCAGAUGGUUGGUAUGGGCAAGAAUUUGGGUUUUAUUCUGCACCAACACCACUACAUGUCCACCAUGGUCCCAGUAUCCUAAGCGAGAAGAAUAUCUACCACUACUCCCAUGGGGGCUAUUUCGGACCAAGCGGUGUCGAUCGCUCUACCUCCGGUCGUAUCGUCUCCCGUGAGCCGAAUUUGACACCUAUUACUGAACGCUCUGAGUAUUCGAACCGGAAUUCGAUUAUGAGCCUAGGCGUACCUCAAAGCGCGAAUCCUAACGGGCCGUUGCAGAGUCCCGGCUUGGCUCAAUUGGCGAUGAUGGCUGAUGAUGAUAACAUGUCACUGUCAGCCCUGCUUCGUUUACGCUCCAAAGCAUGGGGCGGCUCACAAGCGUCGCUCGUAAGCUCCCGCGACGGGUCACCCAGCGAUAGAAAUGGCGCUACAAGCCCGUGGGGACAUGACCCACUCGGUAUUGGACCUUCGCAUGGGCGCAAGAAUUCGGCCUUUUCUAUCUUCAGUCAGGACUCGACAGGAGCGGGAAGUGGUUCAGGUAGCCCUACAUUAACGAUGUCGAUGCCGGGCAUACCGAAUCAUGCGAUUCCACCUCUCAGUGUACCAUCUAUCCCAAACCCGACUUCCGCCGCAUCUCCUGUCAGUGCACCAGUGUUCUCUCCCUUACAAACGUCUUCAGUGUGCCCGCCUGUGUUUGAGGACGAAGAGACAAGUCCGCUUGACGAGAGGAAACCUAGAGCAGGGAGCGCAAGCACGUCGGCAUCAGGCACAACGCAAAGACCUUUUUCGGAGAAUAUGAGUCCGACCGUAGGUAUGCCUUCACAGAAGAGGCCGGGUAUGGGACACAGGCACAGGGGAAGUGCAGAUAGCAUUUCUUACACGAAAGAAGAAGACAGCGGGGAAACACGAUGGAUCAUGGAAAGACGCCGCACCUCAGAGUCAGGCGAAAUCGAAGUCCUUGGUCGGCAAGUGGUCGAUAGGGGUAGGAUCUAAUGGUUUCUAAGAUGCCUUCGAGAUUUAUGAUGACGCGAUCGCUCUUUUUUGCUACCCGCAAAGGAUAAGGGUAGGGGUCUCGGUGUAAUGGUGGUGAGGUGACGAUAGAGAGAGCAAGCUCCUGGAUUUCCAAGUCGCACUUGCUUGGGUUCGAUAACGAAGCAUUGGGAACUAAGGGUUGGUAGCAUAGACAUAUAAGGGUUUGCCGGAGUACAAAAGGAUCAGGUCAUUCGGCUUUCUUGGGGCGGUUCAACGGAGGCUAUCGGACAGAGAGUGGCUUUUAAUCGUGUACACCUAGUAUCUACGCAAAUCGUUGUAUAAGUAGAAUAACGCCUUUCGGCAGGACUAAUGUUUACUAUCAAGUAAGCACCUCGUGUUUAGAACUGGAUCAAGUCAUGUUCUAACAUAUCGGCGUCGGUUAAUAAAUAAUGUUAAUUAACUCGGACUUUGAUGAA